CCACUAAGUUCCAUAAAAAAAAAAAUAAUAAAAUAAAUAAAUAAAAACAUAAAUAAAAAAACAUAAAAAUCUACCAAACUUCCUCAUUUGAACCCAAAUCAAACCCUUAUCCUCAAAAGAAAAACAAACAAAAAACAAAACAUCAUUAAUACAACAACAACCAAAACCUAAUCAAUCUGAUUAUCAACCAAACAACAACAACCAAAACCUAAUCAAUCUGAUUAUCAACCAAACUCCCUAUUUCAACAAAAAUCUUAUUUCUGUCUGUUUCUCUUUUGAGCCUUUUCACUUUUCACUUUUGUUAGUACGAUGUUCAUAGUAAAAGAUUAUAAAGACGUGUCAACUUAAGAAUAAUUUAGCUGCAAUUUGUACCUAUUAUUACUCGAAACGUUAACUCAACUAUAGUUUGCACGUAUGUUGACCAAAACGUCAAGAUCUUAUUUAGAAGUUUAAAUCAAUAAAAUUGAAAAAAUGGGAGUUAAAAUCAACUGCCCUCAUGAACUUCAAGGAUAAAAAGGUUAGACUAGAUGCAUUAAUUUCUUUCUACACAGCCUUAAUAAUAAGCACACAGUAAACAAAUAAAUGAAGCCCAAAAGAAAAAGCGUGGACAAGAACAGUUGCUCCAGAUAAUCUCAGUGGUCUUAUCCAAAAGUGGCCAAAACUCAGAAAGCAAUCAAAGGAAAAACCCACAGAUAAACAGAGCAUAAUAGAAAGAGAAAGAUCAAACCUUGAGAUUCUGUUUAGCCUGCCAUCGCUCGUUAGCCCUUUGAGAAGAACAAGAACAACAAGAAGAAGAAUCUCUUCAACAUCGGUCUUCUUUUUCCACCGUUUCUCACUUUUUGCCGUCAUUUCUGACACCAUCUUUCUUCAAUCCUUCGAUAAGAAGCAGCCUUCUAAAGGUAAAUGGACCCGCCACGACAACGAUCCCAAUGAGCAGAACAGCCGUCUUCUUUCCCUUCCAUCCAUUUCAUCUGUCUUCACUGCUUUCGCCAAUUCCCUUUCUUUCCCUCAUCUAAUUCUGCAGUUUCUGAGGUUUUUCCAGCUGGGGUUUUGAGAUUUGAGGGAUUUGAAUAUGCCGAGUUCUGGUAUGAACUUGAUUACCACUGUUAUUGGGUUUGGAAUGAGUGCAACAUUCAUAGUGUUUGUCUGUACAAGAAUCAUCUGUGGUCGACUUCGUUCAUCUCACUCCAAUUCCCCCAAUUACGAGAUUGAAUCCAGGGUUGAUCUUGAGCAGCAGCCAGAGUCUCGGGUGAGUGGUCUCGAACCGGUUCUCAUAGCUGCUAUACCAACGAUGAAGUUCGACCUGGAGGCUUUCAGUUCUGUAGAAGAUGCUCAGUGCUCAAUCUGUUUGAGUGAGUAUGAAGAGAAGGAAGUACUGAGAAUAAUACCCAAAUGUGGUCACAGUUUUCAUCUCUCCUGCAUUGAUGUAUGGCUGAGAAAGCAAUCUACCUGUCCAGUUUGCAGGCUGCCAUUGCAAGACACUUUUAGAACAAAACCUGUAAUACCAAUGACAGUGAGCAGAGAUCAGUCUUUUGAUGGUUCUGAGAUUUCAACAGAUCAUCAUUCUCAACACUGGCUUCAACUUGGCAACACAAGCAGUCAAGAACAGCUUGAAUCCGUUCCUGUAAACCCCACAGUUGGAAGAGAGAUGACAACAAGACAAUGAGUACAUAAUAUUUUCUUGGGUUCACUGCUGAGUAGGUAGGAGCAUGAUUAUAUACAAUUGGAUAUCACAUACUUUGUACAAAUCAUUGUUUCCAUAUUUUUUUGCAUUGCGUAGUGUAGAUUCAGGCUUUCUAAAACUAUGCAAUGAAUUCUCAUAAUGUUGUGGAAAUUUCCAUGAGUUUCUACCUCGUUCAAACAUAUAUCAAAUGAAAGUUUGACAGAAACUUGAAGCAAUGAAGAUUUUAACUGAUGUCUA
Cucurbita pepo subsp. pepo (vegetable marrow) is the source of this 1921-nucleotide messenger RNA. Its product is annotated as RING-H2 finger protein ATL64-like. The record is from RefSeq and is a predicted model, not a curated record. Lineage: Eukaryota; Viridiplantae; Streptophyta; Magnoliopsida; Cucurbitales; Cucurbitaceae.